This is a messenger RNA of Clarias gariepinus (North African catfish), 4597 nucleotides long. RefSeq names its product p53-induced death domain protein 1 (gene pidd1). The record is from RefSeq and is a predicted model, not a curated record. The coding region runs from base 560 to 3523 and encodes 987 amino acids. Gene Ontology annotation, molecular function: protein binding. Gene Ontology annotation, biological process: apoptotic process; signal transduction; DNA damage response. Lineage: Eukaryota; Metazoa; Chordata; Actinopteri; Siluriformes; Clariidae. The transcript is spliced from 16 exons.
CUCGCGCUUCCAAGUUCCGCGCGUGAAAAUAUGAAAAUGUUUGUAAAAGUGCUCUGACAAGGAAGUAGCUUGAUCUGUGGUAUUUUACUUAAACCAUAAACACUUAAAUACAUUUAAUUGAGAACAUGUUUACAUUUUUGACGACAGAUGUUUCGGUAUUUAAUCCUAAAUCCACCUCGACAUUGUGUAAAUUGUUGACAGGUUGCUUAUUUAGCUAGCUGGCUAACGUGGGCUAGCUACAAACUUUCCUAGCAACACAGUGUUUAACGUCACUUCAUCCAACCGGCGAGUUAAACUGCUUAGGUUAUUCGGGAAUAAUCUCAACUCUUUAACUGAAGAGUAAUUAAGCUUUCCUGUCAUCCUGUCUAUGAGUGUAAAGUUACACUGCAUGUCACAGCAUGGGCUUGCCUGGACUAGGAUCUCUCAGCAUGGGCCGGUUUGGUGAUGUGGUUCAAUCUCAGUCGUGGUGCAGGAGAAAGAGACGAGGUGUCACAUUGAUGUUUUGACACUCCCAGGUUGACACUCCUGCUCAAAAAGUGAGAGACAAAGAAAAGAGAGGAUGGAGAGAGAGCAAGAGUGGGCACAGACAUCGACAGGAGAUGACAGGGCACAAGAUAAGGAGAGACUGGAUUAUACGAGGGCGAUGGGUGUAAAAGAAGUGAUGACAAGGGAACGGGAGCUUGGAGCGCCUGGUAUGGCAUCAGAUCAGGAUCAGCAACUGAGACCAUGUGUUGAAGGUGUGAAUGAACAUGAGCGUAAUUCUAAAGGAUCAGUAUCAAUGCAAAGUCGUCUUCAAGGACACGGAGUUGGAAAUGGAGAAGCUAUUCAUGGCCGUAUAUCUUCUUCCUCCUCUUCGUCAUGUCCAUCUCCAUCUGCUCUCCUCUCUAGUUUGUCUCUUUCCUCCUCAUCUCCACCGCCUUCUUUCGCGCUCGCUCUUCCGCCCUCAUUGACAUUGGAUUCGGUGUUAGUGGAUGGGAGUCUGGUGUUGGAUGUGUAUCAGCGUGGGGCUGCAAUGAUGCCUUCUUUGUGGGAGAGUGCUCGAGGCAAGAUGAAGCGCGUACAGUAUGUCCGACUGGGCUCUGAGGACGAGGAAGCCCUCGAAGGUGCUCUCGGGGUUCUUCCUCAUCUUACUCAGCUACGCUCUUUAGCUAUUCGAGGCCACCGCUUCCACGAUGCCCAAACUGAUCCUCUUCCUGGCCUCCUGACCUCGCUCCCUCCCUCAAUGUCCUGUUUGUCCCUCCUGGUCCACCUGGAUCUUUCAUUCAAUCGCCUCUCGUCUCUCCCAGCCUGCGUGUUCUCUUUCUGUCACCUCUCUGAGCUCCUGCUCUGCCAUAACCACCUGAUCAGCCUGCCUGGAGAAGUGAGUGGCCUGGUGGCUUUACGCCGUCUCAUUGUGCUGGGAAAUAAACUGGAGACCCUGCCUUCACAGCUUGGUCUUUUGUAUGAGCUACAAUAUUUGGAUGUGUCCUUUAACCAGCUGACGAGUCUGCCUGAUGAGCUCGGUCUGCUGAAAAACCUACACACGCUGGAGCUUUCAUCCAACAGGCUUCGAGAGCUGCCCGAGACACUGGGUUCUUUACACACUUUGAGGGUGCUGGGAAUCCACAGUAAUGAGUUAAGGAGCAUCCCAGACUCAGUGAAAUCUCUACCUGAGCUAAGACUGGAUGUUCGAAAUAAUCCCCUGGGCCGACCCCCGACUCCGCCACCACUCCCUCCUGCACCAGCAGCUCAAAUUGACUCUUCGAUACCAGAGCUACACCUUGCCUUCAACCAGCACAAGUUUUCAGUCUCUCCUGCAGGAUGCCAUGUGUUUCUUGCCGGUGGAGGAGAGCUCUUGUUUCCUCAGGGGUGUGUCAAGGGCUUCACGCUGCUCAAAUGGUCAGAGAGAAAACCAGACAGGAAGUGGAUAUGGCUUGAGGAGCAUGACUUCCUGCUAAGUCGUCCUUUGGAACUGCUUCCCCAUGGUGUUACAUUUGACAAGCCUGUAGAAGUGUGUGUUCCCUACCACAGGACUUGUAAAGGGGAGGUGAUUGUUCGCAGAUAUGAUGGUCACUCCUGGACUACACUACCCACCCAGACCAGAAGAGGGAGUCACAGGCACAGCUGUAGGCCACGGGGACGAGCUGCACGGCUGGCUUGUUGCACUGUGACACACUUCUCCUGGUUUGUGGCUGUCUCUCGUCCUGUCAGGGACUGUUGUUCGGUCGUACCAGACGGGGCACUGCUGGUGUCUCGCUCUGAUCCUGGGAUCAAACUCAGUUUUCCUCCGAACUGCACAACGCAUACACGCACUGUCACACUGCAGGUGCUGCAGGUGACACAGUCCAAGGUGCAGGACCUGACAGGGGACCCACAUGCCAGCGCUAGCCCCCUUCUUUGCCUCUCCCAAACUCCCAGCAUGCACUUCCUCCAGCCAGUCAAAGUGCAGAUCCCCCUUCCACCUGGACUUACUGGACUUACAGUAGAUCGGUCUCGACUACACCUGCUGCACGGUGACCCUGAGGCUCACACAUGGACUGAUGUCACCGCUCAGGUGUCUCUAUACCUCACACAUCUUUAUGCCAUCUUUUCUGUCACACAUUUCUCAUGGUACUGGCUGUGGUACACCACUCACAGCUGCAUUAGUGGAGUGGUGAGGAAAGUCUAUCACAAACUGAAGCAGUUCAGGGUUCAGUUUUUGGUGCUGCAGCGAAAAACAGACUUCACACAAGUGCUACUACAGUGUCUGCCUUCAGAUAAGAUCGAUGGUAGGUUAGCCUCUCUGUCAGAGCAGUAUGAUGGUCCUCAGCCUUCAGAUGUAUGUAACCUGUUAGAAGGAGAGCAGUUCUUUGCUGGGUUUGAGAGAGGCAUCGACAUUACCUCAGAUCGACCAGACUGUAGAGAAGGCAGACUGGCCUUCACCUUCUACUCUCACCUGAAGAACAUUAAAGAGGUACAUGUGUGCCCGAUGCACCAACAAGAGGGAACUGUCCGUGGUCAGGUAUCAUUCUACAGAGGUGAGGCACCUAGUGACCUGCCAGAGGAGGUGGCGCGGAAAAGGAAAGGCCAUGACAGUCAAUGGAUGGCUACACUGCCCCUUAGACUUCCUGGUGCUGACCAUGUGGGCAGUGUGUAUGCAGAGCGGCAGUACCCUCCGCUAAACCUUGGUGAUCCUGAAAGUGGCUAUUUGACAGAGAUCAACUUGCUCUCCAUCUCAUUACGCAUCAGCCACGACUGGCGCAGCAUCGGCAUCAACCUGGGCAUCAGCUAUAAGGAGCUGGAUCGCAUCCAAUUCAAACACAGAGAUAACCUAGGAGCCAUGGUGUUGGAGAUGCUUUUUCAUUGGGCGAGAGGGCAGGAGAAGGCGGGAGCAGGAGCAAUCCCACGGCUGAUUCAUGCUUUGAUUGAGAGCGGGAGGCGGGACCUCGCUGAGGAAGUCGAGGAUAUUGUGAAUCUGGGGAAAAUGAAAUAUGCAGAGUCCCUGAAGAGAGUGGGCCUAGAGACAGAAACCCCGCCAACGUCUACUCAGUCUCAAAUAAGCUGAAACACACACACAUAUACAGACAUACACAGAGGAGAAAAUGGAAACCUCUCCCAGGUGUCAAAAUGCACAAAUAACACUAAUGGUGCUGGCUGUUUAUACAUUUAAUGUUUUAAAAGCCAAUUGUUUGAUAUAAGACACAUACACACUUUUCUCUGCAGCGUUCUUGCUGUCAGGUUUUCCACUGUGUGAUCGUUGCUAUGGCUGAGCUGCUGUUGGGCUGAAUCAGCUUCUCACACGCAUCUGCUAAACAUACUUCUUCCACUUGCCCUCUCUUUCUCCUGAACUGUACAACACUUUGUUUACCAAGCACUAACUUAAACUGGAAGCAGACAAGUGCACUAUAAUGUAUAUUUAGACUAAAUGUUUUGUGAUCAGUAAUUGUACAUGUUGUUUAUUUAAACCAUGCCUGAAAUGUAUUAUAUGGCUGACCAUCACACUGGUGUAUGGGCCUUUCCCAAAAUGUUAAAAGCAUGAAAUAAAUGUAUGGGGUGACUUUACGGAUCAGGAUAAGAACUGGUCACGUUUUUUUUACAUGUAACAAAACAAUCAAUCAAUCAAUCAAUUAAACAAAACCCACCAGAGCCUGUAGUGAGCUAUAGCAUUACGAUUUCCCUAAAAUUGUAAGGUGUGGAUCCGGAAUCCUACUUCAGCACGACAAUCUCCCUGUGCACAAAGCGAGCUUCGAGUUUGCCAAAAUUAGAGUUAAAUAUUCAGAGUGUCCCUUACAAAAGCCCUGACCUCAACAAUACUGAACACCUUUGGGAUUAUUUUGACCACCAGCUGUCCCCCAAACCUCGUCCUCCACAAUCAGUGCCUGGUCUCACUUAGGCUCCUGUGGCUGAACGAACACAAAUCAUCACAGCAUCACUCCAGGCUCUAGUGGAAAGAAGCUUUUCAGAAGCUUUUCGUGACUGUAAAGGGGAUUAAGUCAGGAACUGGAUGUUCAUCAGGCACAUGCUAGGUUUGGUGGUCAGGUGUCUACAGACCUUUGGGUCCUGUAGUGUACGAGUGUUCAUAUCUUUAACAAUCUCUGUGGAUUUUUUUUUUCAUGCAUUUUAUGAACACAAAAAUAAA